Molecule: messenger RNA, 1311 nt
Organism: Paramecium sonneborni
Lineage: Eukaryota; Ciliophora; Oligohymenophorea; Peniculida; Parameciidae
Source: the annotation of a GenBank genome assembly
AUGAUUUAAACACAAACCCAUCUUUCAUAAGAGUGGAUUGAUUUCUUAUAAAUAAUAACAAAUUCAAACCCAAUUGAUGUAGAAACAGUAAAAAAAUUUGUAAAAGUUCGUUACAAUCAAUUCCCAACAGAUUAAUAGAUGAAAGAUUACUAUGAAGAUGUAUUUUCUAAGUUAGAGAUUAUUUUAAACUAUAUUUAGAUCUACAAAUGAUGUAAAUAGAAAAAAGUGGCAUUAACAAGAUAAAAAUUUACUCAUAUGGUGUAUGACUAAGCAUUUAAUGUCAUAAAAUCGAUUUGAGCUCAUUCCUGUAAUAGUUAUAAAUAUUAAUUAAGAAUAAUAAUGAUUGGGAUUAUGUAUCAAAAGUUCUAUGUGUAGACAAGAAUUUGGUGGAAUUAAAAUGGAUUUCUCAUCUUCAUUCUAAUUUAAAAAUCUCUAAUUGGUCAAAGGAAGAAGAUUAAAUUCUAAUUAGUAUUGCAAAGUAUCUUUGUUUAAUAAUUAAUUAAGUGAUCAUUAUUAUAAAAACAAUUGGACUGAAUUAACGAUUAAAUUUAAUUCUAUAUCUUAAACAUAGAGAUAUCCAAAAUAAAUAAGAGAACGAUGGAACAAUGUAUUAAAUCCCAACAUCUCUAGAUCAUAUUGGAAAAAAGAAGAAAAAAUUCAGUUGCUUUAAUUAAUAUUGAAUUAUGGCAAAAAAUGGUCUAAAAUCUAAAAUGAAUUAAAUGGAAGAAGUGAAAAUUAAAUUAAAAAUUAAUAUAACGGAAUAAUUAGAAAUUUAAAAAGAUUUAAUGUAAUCAUUGUAUCUAAUCUAUAGGUUUAAGAAAUUGAAGAAAAAUUGUUAAUCUAAGCAAUAAUUUAAAAUCCCGAUCAGAAACUAAGUUUGACAGUUACUUAAUUUAUGUCAGACUACUUAGCUAGAAAAGAAGCAUCAAAAAAUGCAUAAUCUUUAAAAUACAAUUAAUAGACUGAAUCAUUAAUUCAAAAGAAAACUUGCAUUGAUCCUCUUCCUUAACAAAAUAGUAUUAUUUUUUGUUAUAAAAAGAUAUUUAAUUAUAAGAAAAAGUUAAUUAGUGUAAAGAGACACACCAAUAAAUGUUGGAGACAUCCAUUUAAUAAAAUUCUUAUUUUUCCAUUCCUCAACAAUAACAAUAUUAAACUAAUCCAAUAGCAUUCAAUCAAUGUUUUUAAAAUAAUAAUUAUUCAAAUUAUUACACCAAUUUUCAUUAAUAAAACUAACAAUAUUAUAAUUACAUUCAUUAUAAUUAAAUUUAAUCAUAAUUGCCUUAUUCAUCGUAUUAAUUUAGAUAUUAUUGA